AUGGCUUCAUCGAGGCAGUACCAGAUACCGCACACACCGCGCGUCAUUUCACCCUCACCGACUCCAUCAGAGGUCGGGAGCGGGAAGGAUGGCUACUUCCCGCCUGUUACGCGUGCUUCGGCGCGCAAGAACAAGUUGCAGUCACCCCCACCUAUCGAAGAAGAUUCAUCUGGCUCAGAUCCAGAGAAGCGCGCCCGAACAAGGAGUCGUGACUCUACGCUCGAGGGAGGUUUGGGACGAAGGAGAAUCAGUGGUCUGACUACCAGAAGGCAGCAGAACGGGGGUGUCAAGGACCUCACUCUGCCAAAUGGUACGAGCAGUGGGCAUCUAUCUCCCGCAGCAGCGAACAAGAUCUACUGGCGAGAGAUGAGUCGAAGUCCGAGCCCACUUGGUCUGAUCCCCAUCCACCAAGAAUGGCGCUCUUUCAUCCACCGUCAUGAAAUACCCCGCAAGAUCCUCCACGUCUCUAUUGGCUUCGUCACAAUAUACCUCUACUGUUCUGGCCGCCAAAUGUCGCAGAUCCACCCAGUUCUGCUUGCCAUGUUCAUCCCCAUCGCCAUCACCGACGUAAUUCGCCACCGUUACUGGCAGGUCAACCGCUUCUACAUCCGGUGCCUGGGUGCACUGAUGCGCGAAUCGGAAGUAGAUGGUUACAACGGCGUCAUCUCGUACCUGCUCGGCGCAUGGAUCGUGAUGCGCUUCUGCCCAAAGGAUGUGGGCGUCAUGAGCAUUCUGCUGCUCAGCUGGUGCGACACUGCGGCAUCGACAUUUGGCCGCCUGUGGGGCCACCUGACGCCCAAGGUCAGGAAGGGCAAGAGUCUCGCAGGCACGAUUGCGGCAUGCGUGAUGGGCGUCAUCACAGCCGUCAUGUUCUGGGGCUGGCUGGGACCCCUCUACUCAGAGCUGAAUCAGGGCGACAACUCGUUUGCAUUCCAGGGCGUGCUGACAUUACCAGCUCAGGCUCAGGAUUCACUAGGACUGCCUGCCUCCCAGAGCACGAUUACGGGAUACGUGGCUCUCGGCGUCAUGUCUCUGGUGACCGGCAUCGUCGCAAGUGGCAGCGAAGCGCUCGACUUAUUCGGCUGGGACGACAACCUCACGAUUCCCGCCCUGUGCGGCGUUGGACUAUGGAGUUUCCUUCGCAUAUUUGGCCAAACGGGCUCCUCUCACGACGCUUAUCACUUUGUCUAA
Didymella exigua CBS 183.55 is the source of this 1191-nucleotide messenger RNA. RefSeq lists its product as uncharacterized. Lineage: Eukaryota; Fungi; Ascomycota; Dothideomycetes; Pleosporales; Didymellaceae. Gene Ontology annotation, cellular component: endoplasmic reticulum membrane. Gene Ontology annotation, molecular function: ATP-dependent diacylglycerol kinase activity. The record is from RefSeq and is a predicted model, not a curated record. Gene Ontology annotation, biological process: phosphatidic acid biosynthetic process. The transcript has 2 exons. The coding region runs from base 1 to 1191 and encodes 396 amino acids.